ACCUUUAUCCAUAAACUAAUCUAAACAGAAAUUGGGCAAGCUUGACUGAUUUAUUUUUGUUAUUCUUGCUCUGUAUUCACAAAUUUCUAUAGUUAUUGAAGGAAAAGGAAAGAAAAAGGCUUCAAAAUUUCUUUGCUCAGGGCUCUAAGAAGAAUCAUGGACGACAACGGGAAUGAAGAUGGGGAAGAGAAUAUGGGUGGACCGGGCGGGAACGGGGGAGAGGGCGACGGCGACGGUGCGGGGGACGAGUCUGGGGAGCCACAGCAUACCGACUCUGACGACGAAGAGGAAGAACAGUUCGAUAUAUCACUUGCUGCUUCACACUCGUACAUGGGCGGGCGGCUGGUGCCGGUGCGCGGGCGCGUGGUGCUGGAGGCGGGCUGGCAGGGCCGCGUGCCGGUGUGCGCCCACCACGGCGCCGUGUUCCCGGGCGAGACCGUGCCCAUGCUGCUGCCGCACGCGCACGACGCCGCGCUGCUGGCGCGCGCCAUCACGCACGACAAGCUCUUCGGGCUGCUUUGCCCUGACGAGAGCGGCACGAUGGUGUCGGGCUACGGCGUGCUGUGCGAGGUGUUCGAGGCGGCGCUGGGCGAGGGCUCGCCGCCCACCUCGCUGAGCUUCAAGGCGCGCGCCUGCCACCGCUUCCGCUUCGUCGACAUGCCCGACCACGGCGUACCCAUGCACCUCUACGCCAGGAUGCGGUUCGUGGAGGUACGCGUGCUGCCGGAGAUCCAGCUCGGGGACCCACUGCGGCCCUCGCGCCUCGCCAGCCUCGACCCGCAUCGCCGCGCGCGCACGCCGCUGGACCGGCGGCUGCGCGGCAUGGACGCGGCGGUGACGGGCUGGCCGCUGUUCGUGUACGACAUCUUCGACUACAGCCGCAUGCGCACGCUCAUACAGGGCUACUUCACGACGCUCACGCUCGACGACAAGCUGCCGUCGGAGCCGGUGUCGCUGUCGUUCUGGGUGGCGCGCAACCUGGCGCUGUCGCCGCGGGACGGGCUGGCGCUGUUCGUGGUGGACAACGCGCUGCUGCGCCUGCACAUGGAGGUGCGCGACAUCAGCCGGAAAAACGUGUUAUGUUGCGUGUCGUGCGCAGCGGAAAUCGCGCGACGGGAACAUAUCUUGGCUAUGUCCAGCGAAGGAGUGCAUUCUAACUACACAAAUUUAGGCGGCUACAUGCACGACAUCGUGACGGUGUCGCGCGCGGCCAACACGGAGCUGACGGGCACGGCGUCGGCCGAGUACUCGUGGUUCCCCGGGUACACGUGGACCAUCGCCGUCUGCGCCGCCUGCAUGGCGCACGUGGGCUGGAGGUUCGACGCGCAGAAGCGCAGCCUGCGGCCGCAGCAGUUCUACGGGCUGUGCCGCAACUACGUGUGCCCGCGCGCCGCCGACGCCGCGCCGCUGCCGCCGCUGGCGCCCUACGCGCUGCCCGGGCGCCGCCCCGCGCCCGCCGCCGCCGCCGCCCCCGCCGCCGACAUUCUGUAACCCGUUCCUGUCCGCGACUGUGGCCGGUGGCACGAGCGAGCUUUGCUGGGCCCCAAACUCCGACAGCGGCUGUACGAGAUAGUCUUCGAACGACAAUUUUUUAUACAAAAUUGCCAAGAAAUGCUGGUAUAGUUUAUUCAAUACGACUGCUUCUUUCCUCCCUCGAUAGAAUAAUUUACUGUUUCAUGUCCGCGAUCAACAUAAUGCUAAAUAUAAAAUUUGCUAUUAAAGAUUAUUUUCUCUAGUUUCCACAGUGGAUAUGGAAUAAACUACUAAGUACAUAAAUAUACCGAAUAUUAAAUAUAUAAAUAAAGCAACCAGUUCACAUAAGCCGAUGGUCCAAUACUUUUUUAGAUUUUUCAUUAAAAACAGAAAAUGCUAACUGGACCAACUGCGAAUUUACUGAAUUGUAAAUUGAGUUAAAUGCGAAUUGAACCAAUCGCGGCGAGACAGGAUUCCAAUUAUUGAUCACACGUCACAGUAAUUUAGUCUGUCGAUUUACCUCUCACGAGAACUAUUCGGGGAUCGCAAUGAACAAACUUUUACCUUUUUUUAAUGAUUAAUGCCUCUUUGCGUAUUAUAACGAACUGGUCGAAAGCAAAAGAGAAAAUUCAAAAUAAAGAUAAGUACACCAUUAGUAAUAAAUUUUAUCGGCAUAUUAUCAUUAUAAUAAAAUUUUAAAUAUUAUCCGCGCCUGUUCCGUUAUAAUACGAAUAAGCAAUAUUAAUAUAACACUGUGUAAAAUAUUUUUCACUGUUUAAGUAUCAUAUUUUUUAUAUUGCUUAACACAUUGACAUAUUUAAAUUCUUUUAGCAAUAUUACCUGUGUGUGUUGUUAUGAAGUCGCACUUCUCUUUUUUGAUCUAUAAAUCUAAUGAUGGGGUUGUAAAUAAAGGGAUAUUGUUUCGUUGAAGUCAAAAAUAUGAAUAGAAAUGUGUAGCGAGCCAUUGCUUGCGACGUGACUGAAUAUAUGAAGUAUAAGGUUGCACAUGGAGACAUGAGCGAUGUAGCGACAGAGUGUUGGUAACUAGUGUAUCAUACUGCAGUUGUACUAAUUUGUAGGUAAAUUAAAUAUAUCAAUAUGAUUGUUCA
Messenger RNA from Pectinophora gossypiella (pink bollworm), 2582 nucleotides. Its product is annotated as protein cereblon-like. The record is from RefSeq and is a predicted model, not a curated record. The coding region runs from base 157 to 1491 and encodes 444 amino acids. Lineage: Eukaryota; Metazoa; Arthropoda; Insecta; Lepidoptera; Gelechiidae. The transcript is spliced from 10 exons.